AUGUCAUUAAACACUGUCUUUGCGGAAGCGGGCCUAACCGAGCUCAGGGUUUACAGAGCUGAGAUUAUAAACCAGCAUGUCAUUGUGAGAGAUCCAGAAGAAAUAGAGGCCUUGUAUGGAAGGGGCUAUUUUGGGAAAGGUAUAUUGUCAAGAAGCAGACCUGAAUAUAGAAUUUCAAACAAAUGGAGCGAUGCCAAUUUCAUGAGCAUGCCUGUAAUUUCUUCUGCCAAGUACCAGCUGCAUUUGGACUGGGCUAGAGGAGUUCUGCAAGGGCAGGGGCUAGAUGAAGACUCAAUAGAAAAGACCCUUAAAAAAUACACAGACCCGGUGGAGCUGGAGUGUGCAGGCAGCACCUCCAAAAAUGAGCAAAUGGAUUGCUGUGCUGCAGCAGACAGAGGGCAGGCAGAGGGAUCCACUCACCAUAGUGAUGGAGAUCUGGAACCUUCAGAUUCUGAACUCCAGUCAGGGAGUCCAGAGAGGAAGAAGCCUCGGAGACAGGGGGAUCUGCAGUACGAUCCUCUGGCUGACAUUUAUCCAGAGGAGCCCGCAGUGCUUGACAAAGAGGCCCUAUCUACUGUGAAGUGUCAUAAGCAUGACGACCUGAUUAUGCACUGUGGGUGCAGGUUGAAGGACAGCAUCAUAGACGACAUGCUCAGCAAUGCGACGGCACCUCCAACACCAUCCUUCACCCCUGGCCAUGAGUACGUGCUGGUGCAGGAGGAUGAGGAGAAUCCUUGUGACAGUUCGGAGAAAACGCCAAGAUUAGUCUGCAGAAUCAACCCAUUUCGAAUUAUUGAAUACCUCCAGCUUACUUUAGAAGAGGCCUUUUUCUUGACGUACGCCUUGGGAUGCUUGUCCAUUUAUUACAAUGAGGAGCCUUUGUCCAUUGUUAAGCUCUGGCAAGCUUUCAGUGUAAUUCAGCCUAGUUUUAAAACAAUCUACAUGGCCUACCACCACUUCAGGAGCAAAGGAUGGGUGCCAAAAGUGGGAAUGAAAUAUGGAACAGACCUCUUGCUGUAUCGAAAAGGACCUCCAUUUUACCAUGCAAGCUAUUCAGUCGUGGUGGAGAUGGUUGACGAUACUUUCCAAGGAAAACCCCUCAGACCGUUCAGCUGGAGGUCCCUUGCUGCUCUCAAUAGAAUCACAGUUAACGUUUCCAAGACCAUCAGAUAUGACAGAGGAGGAAAUGUCUUCCCCAGAAUGUAUGAACAGGAUCAAAGUUCAGGAGCUUAUUGUGAGUCGCUGGAUAUCUUCACGAGAACGUACAGAACAAGAGAUGUAAAACAUUGCAGAGUGAUGGUGGUGGUGAUGGUGGUGGUGGUUGUUGAAUUAGGGUUACAGAACACCCUGCAAAGUUUACUAGAAGUACAUUAUGUUACCUUUGCUGUGUCCCUUGUUGUCUGUAUCGCAAGGUUAUAUUAUUGAACUUACUGCCAACUCUUUAGAAACUUUUAUCAACUGGGCAAAACAUUAUCAACAUUUACUCGGGAGCGUUCGACAGGAGAAAACAAAAAUCUUCCAGGGGACGCAGUGUAUCCAAAUCACACUCCCUCCUGCAGUAAAGAUGGUUUUCUGUUCCCACAAUACGCCACUCAUUCCAAAUGCAAUGACUUAGUUGAUUUACCUGUGAUGAGUAAAUACGCAAUUAUCAAAACUAUCCAUAAUAUGUUGGAAAAAUGGGAUACAGCAAAGAUAAUGUGUGUUGUACACACUGCAAGGGGUUUUGUGAUACUGGAACUUGCUGUUGAAGUAUUAUUAGAUAUUAGAUUAGUAUUAUUAUCCCUAUUAGAGGACAGUACACACUACCGAGCUGAGUGUUUACCAGCUUGCAAGUUGAACAUGAUUUAGAAGAAAAUGCACACUCGGCACGCAAAAUACUUCUUGUGGAAAAGAAAAGAAAAUUUAAAAUGUUUAAAGUUUCAGGUGUCUGAGUUUGCAUCAUUUUGGUUUCUAAUAAAUACUUCAAAGCUUAUUUUGAUUCAUUAGCAAAAUAAUUGUUAUCUGCUUGUAAAGUGUACUUUAUAAUACAGUAUUAAUAAAAUAAAAAAAGAUUGACUAGCAGAAACUGUGACAUGUAUUAAAAUUAAGUACGGUGAUACUUUUCCUACUUUUCUUUAUUUGUGAAAAGCCUGCCCUGGACAAGUUGACAUCGUAUAUCUUAAUGUAUAUUUAAUUCUUAAUCCGCUAAUCCUAAUGGACCGUUUGAUUGAAAUCAAGUUUUAUCGGUUUUAAUUUACUCGGCGGAAACUUGUGACAGCUGAUAUGUCAUUGGAUGAUCAAGAACACUUCACCUGCUGCGACAAGGACACGGGACUCUUGUUGGGCUGUUCAUGGUCACAAAGGAAACGUGAGCAAUCUAUAAAACACAAGUGUCAUUGUGACUGACAAAAGAAUCCUCGCAGUAACUCUAUAGCUUCAUAUCCGUCCCACGUGAACUAACCUGGAGACGGGCAAAUUACCGGCCUGCAAGAAAACCACAAUGUGAAUUGAAAGAUAAUUGCUUUACAUUAGAUACUGUUGCUAGUAUAUGGAUUGUUGAACUCUAAUUGAAACUAAUUGGAAAUGAUUUGAAGAAACCAAAAAUAAGGUCCAAUUAAUAUACAAACAAGCCAUUGUUCACACACUGAUAGAUGCAUUCCAAGUAAUACACAUAUUAAGCAACAAGACUUUCACUGCCUAGAAUUUUUGAAACACACAAUGAAGAAUGAUACGUGGUUUGUAACUACAGUUUCUCUUUUUUGUGAUCGGAGAUGAUGGAAUAAUAAAGCAAAAAUGAUCUUGUGUGCCUGUGUAAACAUUGAAACUCCCUUGCUAUGUUUACGGCUUGCCAAAGCAAACUUCAAGACAUGCACAGCUGCUACAGCCCACUGUUGUCAUUUAAUUAAUUGUGUGGCAUCGUAGUACAACAGUUUGAAAUGGAACCUUUCAUGAGAGGAGCACCCCUUUAAAUUACAGCUAUGGCCAAAAGCUUUGCAUCACCCUAUAGAAUUACCUCAUAAAGUCGAAUGAAACCUGCUGACUGAUGUUACGUUAGUUCAGAAUUAGGAGGCUUAGAAGCUGAGAACAAAACUUCUAUCCAAACAGGGUUUUUCUGCUACGAUGUUACAGGAAACUUCUACUGUAUAUUGGUGAUAUAGCUUGUAACGUGACCUACUGAAAUAAGAGUAUGAAACACAAUCUGUAAGGAAACUCCCAUUUGUUAUUAAAAAAAUGUUAAUUGUUUUAUUAAGGGUAUGUUAACCUGUUUCCAGAUUUGAAAGGCAACUUUUUUUUUUUUUAAUUCAAUAUGAAAAACUAAUGUAUUUACAGAUUGCACAGUGUUAACAUUAAGGUUCAUUUUGUAAAAAAUUUAAUUCAAUGCUGGACUUUUCAGUAUUCUUCUAAAUUGACAAACCAAAUUCUUUGACCAUUGCACAA
Molecule: messenger RNA, 3417 nt
Organism: Acipenser ruthenus (sterlet)
Lineage: Eukaryota; Metazoa; Chordata; Actinopteri; Acipenseriformes; Acipenseridae
Product: tRNA-splicing endonuclease subunit Sen2-like
Exons: 12
Coding region: 1-1425 (474 amino acids)
Biological process (GO): tRNA-type intron splice site recognition and cleavage; tRNA splicing, via endonucleolytic cleavage and ligation
Cellular component (GO): tRNA-intron endonuclease complex
Molecular function (GO): tRNA-intron lyase activity; nucleic acid binding
Source: RefSeq, a predicted model, not a curated record